UUCCUUUCUCGAGAUCGCUAGAGAGCAAAGUCUCAUUCCCAUUUACUGCAACCCUUUAUUACUCGCAACCGUCCCCGACCGCUUGACCUCCUAUAUAAUGCUCCCAUGCAACACCAACUCAUAUGUGCUUCAGAGAGAGAGAGAGAGAGAGAGAGAGAGAGAUGGCGAAGUACUGGUGUGUGAUUUUUGUGGUUGUUUUAGUGGUAGUACAAUAUGCAGAUGCACGUAAGAUGCCCAGCGAGCAAAUACUGCCUGUGCAUGCUAGUGCACCAGAGGCAGAGUCACCUAGCGGCACGGGCCUGGGUGACAAGAAGAAUUUUAUUUACGGCGGUGUAGGUGGCUUUGCCGGGUUGGGUGGCUAUGCGGGCGUUGGCGGUGUGCUGCCGACACUUGGUGGCCUUGGUGGAAUUGGCAAAGUCGGUGGAAUUGGUGGGGUUGGUGGGAUAGGUGGCAUUGCCGGUGCUAGUACUGGUCUUGGCGGUGCUGGUGGUCUUGGUGGUCUAGGUGGUGCUGGUGGUCUUGGUGGCCUAGGUGGUGCAGGUGGUCUUGGUGGUCUAGGUGGUGCAGCCGGUGGUGGAGUUGGGGGUGCUGGUGGCCUUGGCGCUGGAGUUGGUGGUGCCGGUGGUCUCGGUGGAGCUGCCGGUGGUUUGGGUGGUGCUGCCGGUGGCGGAGUUGGUGGUAGCCAUGGCCUGUUCCCAUCUCCUUAAGUUACCCUAUUUUUGGCUUAAUGUGUGUUUUGUCAUUUGUGUUGGGUUUUGUCGUGUACCCUGCCUAAUUAACUGUGGUCGUUGGGUGGCUCCUAUGAGAGAUCCGAUGAUUGUCAGUUGUAUCAGUUGCUGUGUUUCCCAUUUUUCAUGUUUUAAUGCUAAUUGCAGCUGUCGUUUAAUUUAGAGUUACAUGUUUCAUCAGUUGCUGGCUUUUUGAUGUUUAAUGAUCAUGUGUUGUUAAU
Messenger RNA from Corylus avellana, 949 nucleotides. RefSeq names its product glycine-rich protein. The record is from RefSeq and is a predicted model, not a curated record. NCBI's taxonomy places the organism in Eukaryota, Viridiplantae, Streptophyta, Magnoliopsida, Fagales, Betulaceae.